GCGAUAACCUCAAAAGUACAAAUAAGUUCAUUGUGUGCGCAUCUUAACGACAGUAUUCUCGCGCAAUGGGUGGAAUGAGAUUGAUUUUGAUCAUUUGUGUGAAUCUUGCAUUCGCUACGAGUGAACCAGCUACCUGCCAACAAGCACCUCUCGGAUAUUAUUGGAGAGAUUACGUGGGAGAAAUACCAUAUGAUGCAGUCCCAGGAGGUAUUGAUGGGUCCGGUCAGCCAACAUACAUUGGACAGGCUUACAUAAAGGGGUUCGAACUUUUACCGGCAACCAUAAAAGCGGGGUCAACGACAGCUACCGCGUCAGCUUACAAUAGAGCGAUUCCCGUUAGUAAAAACAUCAAGAUACUGUGCAGUACUCAGCUGGAUAAGUUUUCAUGGCUCGUUACCAAGAGCGAGGAAGCGCACCUUAUCACUAAUUGCCAUUUGGUCAUUGGAGGCUCAGAGGUCGAUCAAAUUCUGCACAUUGGACGUGUUAAUCAUAACGGGCAAACAGUAAUUGGUAAAGUGUUCAGCUACAGACCCGGCAGUAAAGGGCUGUGGAUACCACACGAAGGACACGAGCAGCAUUUUGCUUCGUAUGAAAUUUUAACUUAUAACUGCCACGCUCAUGCGGGAAAAUAAAUUGGCGACGAAAGCAUAAUUUGAACCUUGUCAAAAUGUUCUAAGUAUUGAUAAUUAUAAGAUUCGUAACUAUAA
This is a messenger RNA of Photinus pyralis (common eastern firefly), 707 nucleotides long. RefSeq lists its product as uncharacterized. Bases 66 to 632 code for a protein of 188 amino acids. Lineage: Eukaryota; Metazoa; Arthropoda; Insecta; Coleoptera; Lampyridae. The transcript has 3 exons. The record is from RefSeq and is a predicted model, not a curated record.